UGCGGUGGGUUCGCAUCUAAAUGAGCGAAUAGGGAGCGUGGGAACCGAAGAAAACAGUUUCCCCUAGUUGCGCUCGUCGGUGUGCGGCGAAAACGGGGGAAACGGUUCUUUUACGUGGAGUGAAUUUCGCCGAGUUGCGGGUGGAAGAAAUGGAUGCAGGGUCCCUUGGAGGAGCUGCACUCAGUGUUUCUGAUUCCUCUAUGAACACCAGCCUGCUGGCCAAGGUGGGGGGUGCCGCAUUGCCGCAAGAGGAGCAACGGAGCUCCAAGCCUCUCAUGUCUGUGGGCCUGAUGAAAUGCGAGGAGUGUGGGCGUGGCUUUUCCGAUAUAUCCGUACUUCUGCGGCAUCAGCAGAGAGAACACGCCCUGCGCAAACCGCACCGCUGUCCCACCUGCGGCCAAUCGUUCGCCCUGCUGUCCAGCUUGCACCUGCACCGCCGCAUCCAUGCCGCCACACGGUACAAGUGGAGCAGCCAGGGUGGCUCGCCGCGGCAGCAUGCAGCCCGUUCAGACAGGAGCGAGGGUCGACUUUUUGGCCACCGACGAAACCUGCAGGGUGGGGGACCUUAUGCUUGUGCCCCCUGUGGGAGAGCGUUCAGCCACAAGCCGGCGCUGCUCCACCACCAGCAGGCUGGCUGUCAACACCCUACCGAACCCGAGGAACCUCAGAUCACUCAGCUGACAUCCACCGCGUCUCCGGCUGCACCAACAACGCAACAUGACGAAGGCCUUUUGUCGCAAUCUAAGCCUUCUGCUACAAAUCCCGCCUCCAUGACUUCACAGGUUCUACCUGUCAGUGCUCAGCCUACAACGCCGCAGGGCCCUGCGCAUUCCUCUUUGUCAUCUCCUACGGACUCAUCAUCACCACCCCAUGCUUCCCCACCCCCCUCCCCCACAAGGCCCUAUUUUUGCUCCUUAUGCCACAGGACGUUCAACUCUCAGGUGGGUUUGUCCAGUCACCAGCGACUGAGCCACCCCGUGGAGUGGAAGCUGGCUCAGGUAACGUACUGGAAUCAGGGGGGCAAGAAGUUCCCUUGCUCCUCCUGCGAGAAGGUCUUCUGCCAUGCGGCGUCGCUCUACCAGCAUAAGCGCCGGUGCUUUGGUACACAGGCAGAUGAGACGGGUGCAGGGUUACAGAACCACAAGGGGCAACGGUUCCCUUGCCGCUCCUGUGACAUGGUCUUUUCCCAGACAUCCAGCCUGCUUCUGCACAGGAAAGAGCAACACAGCAGGCCAGCGCGGCCCCGGGACCGUGGCCGGAUGGUGACGGUUCUGCCGAAACGAAGAACAGGGGUGCACCCCUGCCCUUUCUGCAGUAAAGUGUUCUCUCACCACCUGCCCAGGUGGGCUCAUGUUCGGGCCCAUCACGCUCAACAGCAGCUGCAGAGAAAGAGGUGUCACAAAGUGGACUACCACAAGGCCAACAAACAGGAAAUUGCCAAGAAGCUGUUCCGGUGUUCGCAGUGCAACAAGGCCUACCGCAGCCGUGGCAACCUUCUGAAGCACCACAGCACACACGCCAAAGCAGGCAGGAGGUCUCGGACUGUGCAUCGGAAGCCCGGGCGCAGGAAAAACAACAGAGGGAAGAGCGAGCCUCAGAGCAGCGAGGAGGAGAUGUACUCCUGCCCGUUCUGUGAGGAGGUGUUCAGUCAGCUGUCCUCCCUCCGGGAGCACGAGUUGGUGCACCAACCCAUGAAUACGGCCAGAUCCUGCAGUGUGUGCCAGCAUUCCAUGGGCUCGGCUCGGGGGGCUGAAUCGGAUGCAAGGGUCUACCACUGCGAGCCCUGCCAGCGGACCUUCAGGUUGCUUCAAGUGUUCCUGCAGCACUGUCAGAUGCACCUUGUCCCUCUGGGGGACAGAGGUCCUGCAGGUGACCUUGACAUAGAAGACCGAGGUGUAGUCCCAUGAUGCUGCUGAACAUUUUGCAGGACCGGGGCCCAUUCAGGCACACGCACUCGCAAAGUGGUGAGAUGGAACCGUGAGCUCCUCAGAACACUGUUGCACAGUGCUGCCAGCUCUUACCUCAAAACAGUAGCUUCACUGGAGAUGUGCGGAGGGCUGCGUCCGUCAGGAUUCACUUGUUGGCUGCUCAGCUAAAGGCUGAAGAAUUCAUUCCCCAAAGCUGCUGCUAGGUGUGAGGCUUAGUCAGCGUACAGCAGCGAUGGUAAUAAUUGCACUGUACAAACCUCAGUGGAACUUGUUUAAUGCUUUUUUUGUUCUGAUACUGUGAAACUUCCAAAAUCCAUGAAUGUGUUUGUUCAACAAAAACAAGCAGGAUAUAGUAGAUGCCUUUACCUGAUGUUUCUA
Molecule: messenger RNA, 2306 nt
Organism: Scleropages formosus (Asian bonytongue)
Lineage: Eukaryota; Metazoa; Chordata; Actinopteri; Osteoglossiformes; Osteoglossidae
Product: zinc finger protein 271
Exons: 2
Coding region: 150-1907 (585 amino acids)
Biological process (GO): regulation of DNA-templated transcription
Molecular function (GO): RNA polymerase II cis-regulatory region sequence-specific DNA binding; DNA-binding transcription factor activity, RNA polymerase II-specific
Source: RefSeq, a predicted model, not a curated record